CAAGCCCAAGUCUAAUUCCGAAAUACACCAACCCUAGCCCCGAAUUCCCCCACCCAUCCUCCCAAUCCCACCAUCGCCGGCGUCUCACGGCAACCGGCUCCAUCAUUUCUACCAACACAUUCUAGCUUCAAACUUCAUCGAAAAUGCGUCCAAUAUUGAUGAAAGGCCAUGAACGGCCUUUGACUUUCCUCAAGUACAAUAGGGAUGGCGAUCUUCUUUUCUCCUGUGCCAAGGAUCACAACCCCACCGUCUGGUUCGCUGACAACGGCGAGCGAUUGGGGACUUAUCGUGGUCAUAAUGGUGCCGUUUGGUGCUGUGAUGUUUCCAGAGAUUCAAUGCGGCUGAUCACUGGAAGCGCGGAUCAGACGGCAAAACUGUGGAAUGUACAAACUGGACAGCAACUUUUCUCCUUCAAUUUCGACUCACCUGCUAGGGCAGUUGAUUUCUCUGUCGGGGAUAAGCUUGCAGUGAUUACCACUGAUCCUUUCAUGGAGUUGCCUUCUGCUAUUCAUGUCAAACGCAUUGCCAGAGACCCCUCGGAACAGACUGGUGAAUCUGUGCUCGUUCUUAAGGGUCCCCAGGGAAGAAUCAAUAGAGCUGUUUGGGGGCCUCUAAAUAAGACCAUUGUGAGUGCAGGCGAAGAUGCUGUUAUUCGCAUUUGGGAUUCUGAGACAGGUAAACUUUUAAAAGAAUCAGACAAGGAGACAGGCCAUAAAAAAACAAUAACUUCCCUUACAAAAUCCUCUGAUGGUUCACAUUUUAUCACUGGUUCUUUGGACAAGUCUGCAAGGCUGUGGGAUAUUAGAACGUUGACGCUCAUCAAGACGUAUGUGACAGAACGCCCAGUCAAUGCAGUUACAAUGUCUCCACUUCUUGAUCAUGUGGUGCUUGGUGGUGGUCAGGAUGCUUCGGCUGUGACAACAACUGAUCAUCGUGCAGGAAAGUUCGAAGCAAAAUUUUAUGACAAGAUCCUUCAAGAAGAGAUUGGAGGUGUGAAAGGGCAUUUUGGACCCAUCAACGCUCUGGCUUUCAACCCCGAUGGAAAGAGCUUUUCAAGUGGAGGUGAAGAUGGUUAUGUAAGACUGCAUCAUUUUGACCCCGAUUACUUCAACAUCAAGCUGUAAAUGAUGUGAGUGUGGGAGAGAGGAUGAUACACUUCUGUUGCUUUUUUGGAUGCCACAUUGUAUUAAUUUAUAGGCUUGAAUUAUUGUAGUUGACAACCCCUUGGCUCUUUAAAUUUCUUACUUAACAAAUAUCUUGGCAGCUAUAGCUUCGCCUAUGAACUAUUUAACCUCAGUGUCAAAGGUUUGCUAUGGUGCUGUGAGCUCCAAUGAAUUGUCCAUUUUCUUGUU
Molecule: messenger RNA, 1352 nt
Organism: Cucurbita moschata (crookneck pumpkin)
Lineage: Eukaryota; Viridiplantae; Streptophyta; Magnoliopsida; Cucurbitales; Cucurbitaceae
Product: eukaryotic translation initiation factor 3 subunit I-like
Exons: 8
Coding region: 144-1124 (326 amino acids)
Biological process (GO): cytoplasmic translational initiation
Cellular component (GO): cytoplasm; eukaryotic translation initiation factor 3 complex, eIF3m
Molecular function (GO): translation initiation factor activity; RNA binding; protein binding
Source: RefSeq, a predicted model, not a curated record